AUGGGUUUCCCCGCCAUCUUCCGGACAAAGUGUCAACAGAGACCCCCGCCCCGCCCCGCCCCGCCGCGCCCCGCAGGAGCCUCCUCCUCCCGCCGGCGCGGCGCCUGUCCCCUGGUCCCGGCGUCCCCGCUCGGUGCCACCGAAGGAUCUAGGGGCUCGGGCCGGGGAGGGGGCGGAGGUGGGAGUGGAGGCGCGAUACGAGCCCGUGGGAGCCUCCCCAACCCCGCAGUCCCAGCGGCAAACUGUACUUGUUCGGACGGAUGCCCGCGCGGAGGGGUGGCCACGGGAGUGCCUCCGCCCAUGACAGCAGUGUGCAGGAAGCUGACCUGGAGCUGGGAAGCCGGGAGAAGGCACAUCGGGUUCCACCUAGAUAAACCCCAAAAAGACAGCUCCAGUGAGGGCCCAGCAAACCUGAGACCAGCCACCAGCCUCUGAGAGGGCGCUGGACCCCAAGACUCUGCAGGACUCGCCUCAGUGCAGAGGCUCUGGAUUCUCCGGCUCUGAGGCGAGAUGGGAGCUGUCCUCCCAGUGGUGCUGAAACUCGGGCUGCCUCUGUUGGGGUCACCGACAGAGGCUCACUUGUUCAGGCACAUCCUGGGUCAGCCUUUCCGCCUCUGAGACGGGCUCCUCCCUUCUCAGAUGAGAGAUUCUGCCUGGAAGGGAAGUAGUCCACGCCAUCAUCAUUCCCCAAAACCCUAAUAGCCACCUAACUGGAUUCACCACUUCUCGUCUUGCCUCCUCAAUUCAUUCUCCACUCAGUACCCAGAGUGGACUUUUCAAGAGGCAAAUCUGAUCCUAUGUAAAGUACUCAUAUGGUUUUCCAUAUCAUUCAGAAUGAAACUUAAACGUUCUUGCUAGAGCUAA
Nomascus leucogenys (northern white-cheeked gibbon) is the source of this 864-nucleotide messenger RNA. RefSeq names its product hapless 2. NCBI's taxonomy places the organism in Eukaryota, Metazoa, Chordata, Mammalia, Primates, Hylobatidae. The record is from RefSeq and is a predicted model, not a curated record. The transcript is spliced from 4 exons. Bases 1 to 435 code for a protein of 144 amino acids.